AUGCAUUCGGUAUGCGAUGCGGUAAUGUCCACAAAGGAGGAGGCCAAGAGGCGAGAGGGUUUUAAGAUAGCGCUCGUACAACUGUCUGUUGGUCCGGACAAAGCAAAAAAUGUUGCUGCAGCUGUCAGUGAGAUACACAAAGCUAAAGAGAAAGGAGCUCAUGUGGUAGCUCUGCCAGAAUGUUUCAACUCUCCAUAUGGAACUAAAUAUUUCAAUGAGUACGCGGAAGAGGUUCCAUCUGGGGCCACGAGCCGAGCGUUGUCACGAGCGGCAGCGGAAGCGGGCGUGUGUGUUGUUGGAGGGACCGUGCCUGAGAGGUGUGGAGAUAAACUGUAUAACACAUGUACUGUGUGGGACGAUAGCGGGAAGUUACUGGCCCAAUAUAGAAAGAUGCAUCUCUUCGAUAUAGAUAUUCCGAACAAGAUAACGUUCAAGGAAUCUGAAGUAUUGAGCGCCGGUGACCACGUGAGUACGUUCGACUACCGCGGCGUUAGGUUCGGCAUCGGCAUAUGUUACGACAUACGCUUCCCUGAACUCGCGCAUCUGAUGGCCCAACAAGGUUGUUCGAUGUUGUUAUACCCGGGCGCAUUCAAUAUGACGACCGGUCCAAAACACUGGGAGCUACUAGGUCGUGCUCGAGCUAACGACUGUCAGCUAUGGGUGGGUCUAGUUAGCCCGGCCAGAGAUACAGACGCGGGCUACGUCGCUUGGGGUCACACCACACUAAUUGACCCCUGGGGACAGGUCAAAGGUCAACUGGACGAAAAACCCGGGGUCAUUGUCGAGGACAUCGAUCUGAAGGUAGUUGAAGAAGUCAGGAGUCAAAUACCAAUUAGAAUACAAAGAAGAACCGACGUAUAUGACACAGUAUCCAAAAACAAAUGA
Danaus chrysippus (African queen) is the source of this 885-nucleotide messenger RNA. Lineage: Eukaryota; Metazoa; Arthropoda; Insecta; Lepidoptera; Nymphalidae. The record is from the annotation of a GenBank genome assembly.